This is a messenger RNA of Aspergillus wentii DTO 134E9, 1005 nucleotides long. Its product is annotated as Zn(II)2Cys6 transcription factor domain-containing protein. The transcript is spliced from 3 exons. Gene Ontology annotation, molecular function: zinc ion binding; DNA-binding transcription factor activity, RNA polymerase II-specific. NCBI's taxonomy places the organism in Eukaryota, Fungi, Ascomycota, Eurotiomycetes, Eurotiales, Aspergillaceae. Gene Ontology annotation, biological process: regulation of DNA-templated transcription. The record is from RefSeq and is a predicted model, not a curated record. Bases 1 to 1005 code for a protein of 334 amino acids.
AUGUCGCGACAACCGAAGCUUCGUCCCAAGUCGCAUAUACCGGGCUUUCCUGAGGGCCUCUAUGACCUCGCUACAAUAGCACCUUUAUCGGAGCUCGAAUCUCGACAGGGAUUUGCGGAGGACAAGCGAGAGCAACGCGUUUUUCGAGUCAAACGCAAGCAUGUUCUAAAAGCCUGUGAUCGCUGCAGAGUCAAGAAGACCAAGUGUGAUGGGAAGCAACCGUGUAACCGCUGUUCAGCAUACAAUCACCCGUGUCUAUUCCGAGAGAGAAAGGCCACCCAGACCAAAGUAUAUUCUCGAGGGUUCGUUGAGAUGCUAGAGUCGCACCACUCGCUCGUCGUGAAAGCACUGCAGAAACUCUACAAACACUGUGUAAACAAGGAAGGGUUUCCAGGGGAGCCUCUGGCGGAAGGCGCUGACGGCCAUCCUUUAACGCAUGCCAUUCUGGAUCGCUUAGGGCUUAUCAAACAAGCUGAAGAAAAUCCCGACGAGCCAGAUGAAGAAACAGAGGACCUUCAAUAUCUACGCUUCUUGUCUACCUCGACUGACUCAACGACCGAUCCGUCCCCAGAACCUACCACUCCCCCCGAUCCAUACCCGAGCAACUGCGCUUCCGUGACCGCUUCGCCCAGGGGAGUUGAAUCAUGGAAGUGGGACUUUCAGUCCGUUCAGCCGGAGCAGUAUCACAAUUAUUCAGGGUCUGGGUACCCUGGGAUGGUGGUUUCCCAAGCGCCGUUGGGGCCAACUAACCUAGCAGGGGAAGUUGCAUGCCCACAACCGAUCCACCCAGCACCUUCCAGCCAUCCUCCCUAUUUAUAUUAUCCCAACAACAGCUGCUAUGAGGAGCCUGCAAAGCAUCGCCUUCAUCCUAGCGUCAUGACCGGACCGGGACCACAUCAAACAACUGCUGGCUUGUCUGCUGAUGUGCUUGGCGAAUACCACCAUUUUCAAGAGCAACCACUCUAUCCGGGUGUCACACCUGGAUGGCAUUUUCCAUCGGGAUAA